Messenger RNA from Hordeum vulgare subsp. vulgare (domesticated barley), 2030 nucleotides. Its product is annotated as fatty acyl-CoA reductase 1-like. Gene Ontology annotation, molecular function: alcohol-forming very long-chain fatty acyl-CoA reductase (NADP+) activity. The record is from RefSeq and is a predicted model, not a curated record. Gene Ontology annotation, biological process: long-chain fatty-acyl-CoA metabolic process; suberin biosynthetic process. NCBI's taxonomy places the organism in Eukaryota, Viridiplantae, Streptophyta, Magnoliopsida, Poales, Poaceae. The transcript is spliced from 10 exons. Gene Ontology annotation, cellular component: intracellular membrane-bounded organelle. The coding region runs from base 90 to 1562 and encodes 490 amino acids.
CAAGAUAAAACACCCUCUUUCACAUAUAUUCAGGUUCAUCGACCUCGAUCCAUAUUCAAAAGUUCAUCCAUAGAAUACAGUAGCUAACAAUGGACGCCACCUCAGUUGCUGGGUGCUUCCGAGACAAGACCAUCCUCGUCACCGGCUCCACUGGGUUCCUCGGAAAAUUGUUGGUGGAGAAGAUAUUGAGGGUUCAGCCGAACUUGAAGAAGCUAUACCUGGUGGUGCGCGCGUCAAAUGCCGCCUCUGCCGAGCAGCGUAUCCUGUCCGAGGUGCUGGGGAAGGAUCUGUUCAACACUACCCGAGAAAAGCAUGGGCUAGAUGGCUUCGAGAAGCUUAUCAAAGAAAAAAUAAUUCCUCUCGCAGGAGACACUGGCACCCAAAACUUUGGGCUCGACAGUUCCACAGUUAACGACCUGUGUAAGGAGAUCGAUGUUAUCAUCCAUGGGGCAGCAACAACUAGCUUCUAUGAACGGUACGAUGUUGCGUUGGCAUCAAAUGCACUAGCGGCCCAAUAUAUAUGUGAAUUGGCAAAGAAGUGUCGUAAUCUGAAAAUGUUGCUUCAUGUUUCCACUGCUUUUGUAACCGGUACCAGAGAAGGACUUUUACUGGAGAAAGAACUACUGAUGGGUGAAACACCGCGGCCCGGUUACUGUUUGGACAUUAGAGCUGAGUCGCGGUUGGUUCAGAAGGUCAAGACUGAACUCAGAGCGGCCAAGAGGACUGGGUCCGAGCAGUCAUCGGAGAAAACAACCAUGAAAGAACUUGGCUUAAAGAGGGCCUGCCAUUUUGGAUGGCCCAACGUAUAUACAUUUACCAAAGCUAUGGGGGAGAUGCUACUUGCGCAUGAGAGGGGAGACCUUCCUGUUGUCAUUAUGCGACCUGCCAUGGUAACCAGCACUUUUCAAGAUCCAUUUCCAGGCUGGAUAGAAGGGGCGAGGACAAUUGAUGCUUUGAUUGUCGCCUAUACUGAGCAAGCAUUCCCAUGUUUCAUUGGUGAUCGCAAAAACAUAAUAGAUGCUGUUCCUGCGGACAUGGUGGUAAAUGCAACCCUGGUAGCCAUGGCUGUUCACUGGAAUGAAAAGGGACAAAUCAUUUACAACGUGUGCUCAGCACUCCAAAAUCCAUUGUCCGGUUAUGUCUUAGAGGACGCAUGCUGGGAUUACUUCUCCAAGCAUCCUCGUGUGCAAGAGGACGGGAAACCCAUCCAAAACAAAAGGCCAUACGUGUUUAAGAGUUUCACUCUCUUCCGUGCAUAUCUGAUCCUGGUUUGUAAGCUACCACUUGAGAUGUUGCAUGCGGUGAGCCUUUUAUUCCCUGGGUUGUUUUCACAAUCUUACAAUAAGCACAACCGAAGAUACAACUUCUUAAUGCUCUUGGUAAAGCUCUAUGCACCAUAUGCCUUCUUCGAAGGAUGCUUUGAUGACACGAACACUAGAAGGUUGGUGACGGAAGUAAAGAUGGAUGUCAUAUUUAAUUUUGAUCCCAGGUCUAUGGACUGGCACUCAUAUCUCUUGAAUGUACACGUCCCGGCUGUGAUAAAGUACGGCCGCAAAAGUUAGGGAAGCGUAUAGCAAAGAAUGAAAUCUUUCUAUCACUUAUUUGAAGGGAAAGCAUUUUCUCCAGCAAAAAUGUAUUCAAUAUUCCUAAACAUUAUAAUUUGUACGAAGUGAAGCACAUUUUUGUGUAUGCCAUUAUAUGUGAAUAAGUAAAUUCCCAAAGGCCCAAGCUUUUUAUUGAGGUGAUAAGUGUUAGGAAUUAAUUAAUUAUGUUAAUUAAAAGGUUAAUCCCUGCUUAUGCCGGUUCCACUUUUGGGAACCGCUCCUUUGUAACCGCCUUUGUACCAGGGUAUAUAUACCCACAAAUUCAUCAACGAAAGCAACCGUUUCAUCAUUUGCUUCCUCUCUUCUUCUACUCUUAACACGUUAUCAGCACGCUCUGCAUCUGAGCGAUUUCAAGAUCGAGAAGAACAGGCGCUGGAUGCGGCGACGCAGCCGCCUGCGCCGCGCCGAUCGCCCGGCCGCCUCCCU